Messenger RNA from Schistosoma turkestanicum, 591 nucleotides. NCBI's taxonomy places the organism in Eukaryota, Metazoa, Platyhelminthes, Trematoda, Strigeidida, Schistosomatidae. The record is from the annotation of a GenBank genome assembly.
AUGUUUUUUCUAUAUUUUCACAACAAACAGUUAGCUGUCGGUACAAAUCCAAUUACGUUAGCAGCACCUGGUAAAAGUCCUGACGAUCAUUUUGUGUUGGAUAUGGCUACAAGUGCAGUAGCUUUGGGUAAAAUUGAAAUGUGUCGAAGAAGAAACGUUCAAAUACCUAAAGGAUGGGGUGCUGAUGCUGAUGGUAAAACAUGUGUUGAUCCAAAUGUAGUUGUUACAAAGGGUGGUUUAAUGCCUUUGGGCGGUGAAGAAGAAAAUAGUGGCUAUAAAGGUUACGGUUUAGGAAUGUUUGUUGAAAUUUUAUGCGGAAUUAUUGCAAAUGCUGCAUAUGGAGCAAAUAUUCGUCGAUGGAUGUCAACUGAUAAACCAGCUAAUUUGGGUCAAUCAUUUCUAGCCAUUAAUCCUAAAAUGUUCGCACCAGGAUUUGAAGAACGAUUAUCGGAUUAUGUGAAUAUGAUGCGUAAUCUACCAGCAGUGGAUAAUAGUAAACCUGUGAAGAUUCCUGGAGAUUUUGAAAGAGAUUCAUAUGGUAGGAAUUGUGAUCAACUUGGUGGUAUCCCAUAUCCUCCCAGUAUUGAUUGA